Molecule: messenger RNA, 1579 nt
Organism: Nasonia vitripennis (jewel wasp)
Lineage: Eukaryota; Metazoa; Arthropoda; Insecta; Hymenoptera; Pteromalidae
Product: bridging integrator 3 homolog
Exons: 4
Coding region: 514-1314 (266 amino acids)
Biological process (GO): endocytosis; plasma membrane tubulation; actin cortical patch localization
Cellular component (GO): actin cortical patch; cytoplasm
Molecular function (GO): protein binding; lipid binding
Source: RefSeq, a predicted model, not a curated record
UGAGUUUGGACACGGUUGAGGUACCCAAACGCAAGUAUAGCGUGUAUUCAUAGUUAAGAUUGAUAACGUUGUAUCUAUUUAUGUAUAAAUAUGUCUCUGUUAGACUAUUUGCAUAUAUGUACGACAUGCAGUGUGUGCGUUUUGAUAUAGACUUACGCAAUCGCGCAUGCGCCACUGGUCUGAUCUCAUCAAGCCAAACAAUUAUAUCCAAAUCAAUCCGAUGGCAGAUAACGCGAUAUUUAUAACCUAACCGAUAGAACAAAUCUUACUUUUGUUAUUUUUUUACUGUUUUAUUAACCAAGUCGAUUAUGUUGAUUAUUACGCUUUUCCGAUGUUUUAAGUGAUCAUUUCAAAGAAAUAAGAAUUCACCGAAGAGAAGAAAAAAUGUCCGUGAAAGCGUAAUAUACUGUUUGUUUUAUAUUUAUUUUUAUCUAUUAUAUAUCUAUACAUCAUUAUAAUAAUGACAUCGUCAUUGUUGCACAUUUCAUUGAUGUAGCAUUUGAUUAAACAAAAAUGACGUGGAAUCCAUUACGAAAACAAUACGUAACUCAAAGGCCUGCUCCAGCUCAACCUUGUCUCACUGUGGCUGAGGAUCGCGAACUAGACAUUACGGUUCAAAGAAUCAUACAUGUCGAAAAUACAGUCAGAAGGAUGAUCAAAGAGAUGAAAAAAUAUUUGACUACAAUAGAACACUUGGACUCAGUUGAUCAACGUUUAACUACUAAUUUGAGUUCAUGUAGUUUAGUUCAUAUUAAUGAUGAAUUUAGAAAAAUAGUUGAAGACUACCAUUCUGUGACGACUCAGAUAGAAAAAACUGCUCAAGACACAGUUGCACUCUGUAACAAAACAUUUAUAGAACCUUUGAAGAAGCUGAAAGAGGAGUUUGCAUACAUCAGAGAUGCUUUGGCUAAAAGAGAAGAGCUUGUAAACAAUUGGAAGAUUUCUUACGGGAUUUUGAAAAAGUACCAAGAAAAGAGAGAUAAAACAGCUAGUCAUCAUGUAAAAUUAGAGAGAGAAAGAAGAGCAGAAGAAAUAGCUUCCAAAGAGUUAAAAAUUUACCACGGAAAACUGCUUGCAGAACUACCUAUGUUUCUUGAGAAACGACUAGAGUAUUUGAACCCUACAGUUCAGGCACUUAUAGCUAUUCAGUUGGACUAUUACGGUAAUUCGACCAAGAUGUUUACACAGUUGAUGCCUGUAUCUAAUGCUUCAGAAUCACCUUCUAGUGCUACGAUUUCAGAAGAAGAGCAUCAACAAACAAUCAAUAGACAUUUCAAUCAAAUAAGAAAUCUUACUAUAAUAAAAAACGAUUAGACUCAUAAUUUAAAAACUCAAUCAUACAUGAAUUUAAAUUUGAGAAAGCUAUUUAUUAUAAAAUAUAUACAGAAUUUAUUUAUUAUGUUAAAUUUAAUAAGGUCUCAUAUGUAAUAUUUUUAUAUAACUGAAGACUCAAACUGAAUUAUACUCUAAUUUGUUCUCGUUAUUAUUAAUCCUCAUGAACAUGAGAUUUGUUUUUAAUGCCUCAAUAAAAUAUUGGGGCCUAUUAUAUGCUAAUUAAACGUUUACAAUGAAAGUGUAA